UCACCAUAUACAAUAUUCCUUUAAAUUGCAAAUUAGCAUGAAGCAUAAUUAGGAGGAAUUUGUGUGUCUUAUCAAUUAGUAAUUCUGAUUGUUGGCAACAAAACAUCUCCCUAGCUCCUCCAUCCCAGCUGCCCCUUUGUCCUCCUCCAAAUAUACAAACAAACUCAACAAAUAGUUCAUAAAAUAAAACUAAUAAUGUCAAAUAUCACAGGUGAUGAAGGGAGCUUCUCUUCUGGAGAAGUCCAACAGCAGCCAGAGAAGCACUCCAACCCCGUUGCCACCUCCACCAACAGCAAUGGCUCCUCCGCCUCUCAGCCGCAGCAGAAACAGCCCCAGCCUUCAGCUAAGAAGAAGAGAAAUCUUCCAGGAACUCCAGAUCCGACGGCGGAAGUGGUGGCGCUGUCUCCGACGACGCUGAUGGCGACGAACCGGUUCGUGUGUGAAAUCUGCAACAAAGGGUUUCAAAGAGACCAGAAUCUGCAGCUGCACAGAAGAGGCCACAAUCUGCCAUGGAAGCUGAGGCAGAGAACCACCAUCGAGGUCAAGAAACGGGUCUACAUCUGCCCCGAACCCACCUGCGUCCACCACAACCCCGCCCGCGCCCUCGGCGAUCUCACCGGGAUCAAGAAGCACUACAGCCGCAAACAUGGGGAGAAGAAAUGGAAAUGUGACAAAUGCUCUAAGAAAUAUGCAGUUCAGUCCGAUUGGAAGGCUCAUCACAAGACUUGUGGCACCAGGGAGUAUAAGUGUGAUUGUGGAACUAUUUUCUCAAGGAGAGAUAGCUUCAUCACUCACAGGGCUUUUUGUGAUGCACUGGCUGAGGAAAACAACAAGGUGAAUCAAGGCUUAUUGGGCCCAAAUUUAUCGGCCCAACUUCCAGAUCUAAUGUCCGCGAUGCCCAUAACCUCUAACACAAACACACACACAAACACAUCAAUGGGAUUCAACAACCCAUUAAAAUCACUCCCCCAAGAUCUCCUCCCAAUCCCCUUCAAGCCCAUCAACAUGCCCGCCGGCGCUACCUAUGCUUCCGGAAACUUAUUAGGUAGCCCGCGAAGCAUGCCCUCGUCGUCAUCGGGGCUCCAGCUCAGCUCAAACUCCAACCAAACAGGCUACAACUACCACCAAGACAGCAAGCAUUUGGGCCAAAUCUUUGGAUCGGCCCAAAUGUCAGCCACCGCCUUGCUCCAAAAGGCGGCCCAAAUGGGAGCAACUGCUACCAACUCCCCUAUGAUGCAGAAGAACUUCGUCAGCACCAUGGCGGGCCCAGACCAUGUGUCUAUCCGCCCCAGCCCAACUGUGCAUGGGUACGAGAGCUUCCAUAACGAGCCGUUCAACAGCGGGUUCUCACCCCAGAUGAUGCAGAAGGGCCCGCCAGAGCUCUUCGAGGGAGGGGGCGAUAUGGUGAUGUAUGGCGGGAUGCUGAUGGAUCAGAAUAUUCCGGCGCCCGGAUUCUUGAAAGACAUGGUGGAAGGGAGUGGUGAUGGGAGAAUGGGCGACAUGACGACUGUGGAUUUCUUGGGGGUGGGAGGAUCAAGGGGGCAGAAUUUGGAGAUGAAUCAGCACAGAAUGCAAGUGAUGCAGAAUAAUAACAAUAAUAAUUUCCAUCAUCAUCAGCAGCAGCAUGAAGAAUCUGAUGUGGAAAAGCCACUCUACAACACAUUCUGAAAUAAGUAGCUAAUUCAUAUUCAAGAAUUUGAGAUAUUGUUGAUUCAACUUAAACUUUUACUCAUGCUAUCUCCAAUCUACAUGGAUAUUGUUUUUUGUUAUAGUAAAAAAAAAAGAGAGAUCCCAACUUCAAAUUAAUACAGUAGUGAGAUCUACUGUAUAUUAGGCAUUACAACUCAUGUAUUUUAUGCCAUUUUACGAAGUCUAGUUCAUAAGUUUUACUCA
Messenger RNA from Salvia splendens (bonfire salvia), 1893 nucleotides. RefSeq names its product zinc finger protein GAI-ASSOCIATED FACTOR 1. Gene Ontology annotation, molecular function: DNA-binding transcription factor activity. The record is from RefSeq and is a predicted model, not a curated record. The coding region runs from base 196 to 1668 and encodes 490 amino acids. Gene Ontology annotation, cellular component: nucleus. Lineage: Eukaryota; Viridiplantae; Streptophyta; Magnoliopsida; Lamiales; Lamiaceae. The transcript has 3 exons.